CUAAAAUCGUGCUCAUUGUCCCUCGAUCGUGUUCCCAAAUAAGUCGAAAGUGUUUGAGCAAAUUGAUAAAAGGCCAAAGCCAAAAGUUCAUCCUUAAAUUCUAAAUUCGCAAUUGAUAGUUUCGACAUGUUGAAUUACCAACAGCAAUUGCACUCGCUGCCCGUCGGCAAUCCGGGAAAUUUCUACUACGGACCGACGGGUUCGCAUUCGCUGACAGUUUCCGGCGAGGUUUAUCCAUCACAUCAGUCGCAAAAUCUUGAGUCGGAGGACAAGGUUAACGAUCGAGAGGGCAGUGCCAGAGAUCUGGACAAAAUGCACCGAUUUUCGGUGGAUAACAUCAUGGAAAUGAAGCACGACGCUUAUUCAAAGAGCAAACUUUCCAUGGAGCUUAAUAACAAUUACGGCACCACCUCGAGCGGUGGAAGUGGUGGAGCUGCCUGCUCCGGAAAUCUCCCCGUGGGCCACUCGAGGAAGCCGCGCCGCAAUCGCACCACCUUCAGCUCCGCCCAACUGACAGCCUUGGAGAAGGUUUUCGAGAGGACCCACUACCCGGAUGCCUUUGUUCGCGAGGAGCUGGCCACCAAGGUGCAUCUCAGCGAGGCCAGAGUUCAGGUCUGGUUUCAGAAUCGGCGGGCGAAAUUCCGGCGAAACGAGAGGAGCGUGGGCUCCAGGCCGCUGCUGGAUACGGCUACCCAGUUGGUGCCGGCUCCAAUUAGCAAUAAUAUGCACAAAUAUGCCAGUUUGCCACACCCACACCCACCGCCGCCACCGCCCCCCGGGGCGUACGCGUUGAACUUUGGUCCGCUGGAGCUGCGUUCGUGCCACCAGAACUACACGAAUUGCUACGGCGGCUUUGGGUCGAAUCCUGCCACCAACAGCGGAGUGUGCUCCUUCUUUGGCGCGGCAACAAACUACUGCGUGAAUUACGCAAAGAACGCGUAUCCGCCGCUCUGAUGACGACCAACCAGAUAGCCAGGGUUUAAUGGUUCCCAUGAGGUUACUUCAUGCAUAUGUAUUUCAAUUAGCCAAAUUGCAUUAAUGCUUAAAAACGUAUUAAGACUAAUAUAUUCGCCUACCUGACUAAUAUUUAUAUUUAUACGACGCCGAACCGAAUGUGACGCCCAGAAGGAAGCUCCCAAUAAAUAACAUUUUCUAAGACAAUAUCGGGGGUUUAUGUUUGAAUGGGGAAUAUGGAGGCGUUUAUGG
Molecule: messenger RNA, 1206 nt
Organism: Drosophila ficusphila
Lineage: Eukaryota; Metazoa; Arthropoda; Insecta; Diptera; Drosophilidae
Product: paired mesoderm homeobox protein 2
Exons: 3
Coding region: 127-954 (275 amino acids)
Biological process (GO): regulation of transcription by RNA polymerase II
Molecular function (GO): DNA-binding transcription factor activity, RNA polymerase II-specific; RNA polymerase II transcription regulatory region sequence-specific DNA binding
Source: RefSeq, a predicted model, not a curated record